Sardina pilchardus (European sardine) is the source of this 6925-nucleotide messenger RNA. It is a transcript of the gene frs3, whose product is annotated as fibroblast growth factor receptor substrate 3. NCBI's taxonomy places the organism in Eukaryota, Metazoa, Chordata, Actinopteri, Clupeiformes, Clupeidae. The transcript is spliced from 7 exons. The coding region runs from base 479 to 2512 and encodes 677 amino acids. Gene Ontology annotation, cellular component: cytoplasm. Gene Ontology annotation, biological process: fibroblast growth factor receptor signaling pathway. Gene Ontology annotation, molecular function: fibroblast growth factor receptor binding; transmembrane receptor protein tyrosine kinase adaptor activity. The record is from RefSeq and is a predicted model, not a curated record.
CAUCCAAUGGCAAACACGUUCUCACAUCAUCUCUUGGUCCUCCAGCGGCUCUACCUUCUUGUCGCGGCACCAGCCCUCGUUGUCUGGCUGUGAACUCUAACCUCAGUGGUCGGGAAAUGUCAGAGAGAGGCCCGUGCUGCAGCAAGGGGGCGUUUAAGGGAAAAACAAUAGCCUUUAUUGUUAUAUAUUUAAUAAUAGUCAUUUUUGUCGGAUGUGCAAAUAUAUUAAUCAGCGCAAAUCAACGAUUCUCCAUUCUCGUCCGCUGACAGCAAGCGCGCGGCAGUAUUUGCAGCCUUCAUCUCGUCUCGUAUUGAAAUCUUGGCCAAACAUGAGAGGGGGUACUCGACACCUCAGGGAAAUGGUUUUCCAACAAGAGGGCUCCUUCCUUGCCGUGACCCCCAGCAGAGAACUCUGGGAUUGACAGAAGCAUCACUCCCACUGAUGGCCUGGUGUGGGUUUCAGCUGUCCUGCUGAAGCUAUGGGGAGCUGUUGGAGCUGUCUAUACAGGGACUCCAUUCAAGACAACCACCCCAACAAGUUCAAGGUGACCAAUGUGGAUGAUGAGGGAAACGAGUUGGGCUCGGGAACUAUGGAGCUCACACAGACAGAGCUCAUCCUGCACACACGGAAAAGAGAUGCUAUCCGGUGGCCCUACCUUUGUCUCCGGCGCUAUGGCUACGACUCGAACCUCUUCUCCUUUGAGAGUGGGAGGCGAUGCCAAACUGGACAGGGAAUCUUUGCAUUCAAAUGCUCUCGUGCAGAGGAGAUCUUCAACCUACUGCAGGAGCUCAUGCAGUGCAACAGCAUCAACGUGGUGGAGGAGCCGAUGCUAAUGACCCGGCCAGCACACACACCUGAGAUAGACAUGUCACGAACACCACAAACACCCAACACUCCAGCAUUCCCAGUUCAGGGCUUUCCCAAUGGAUAUCCAGGCUACUCAAUCAGCGGUGACUCAUCCCAGCCCUCUCUCAAUGACGACCACAGACACAGCCUCAUGGGUUUAGAUGAUCAGGCUCACACCUAUGUGAAUACUGUUAAUGUGGAUGGCGAGCUCUCCAGCAGACACUGUGUGCACUCCCUGCCUGAGGUGAGGCCCGGCUCUUUUCAAGAAGGCGGCGGAUGUGUUGGCCCCCCCACAGGCCCAGCCGGCAUGCACUGCUGCGGGCCGCUGGAUGACCACAAAGACCCUCAGGUCUUCCUGCAGCCGGGCUCCCAGGAGGUGAAGUUCAUGCUGGGGCCGACGCCCGCCCAGCGCCACCUGCUGGAGCGGGACCAGCAGCAGCGCCACUCUCACCAGCUGCCCCCUCACGUCAUGCGCGGCGGCAGUGGUGGCGGCGGCGGCGGCGGCGGGGCCGAGACCAGCUCAGGCACGGAGGGCGAGGAGCUCCCGCCGCACGUGUGCAACAACCACUCGUACCACCACUACCACCACCACCACCUGAUGCACAUGCACCCGGACGGCUGCCCCGUGCCGCCCAGCCAGCUCACCUACGAGAACAUCAACGGGCUGCGCGGCUCGCUGAGCUCCGCCGCCGCCGCCGCCGCCGCCGCCGGCCGGCGCCAGCGCCUCAGCCCCAGCAGCGUGUCCCAGUCGCUGGGCUCCAGCAGCAGCAGCAGCACGGGCGACAUGCACCCGCACUCGCUGCCCCUGGUGGCGCACGCGCACCCGUCCUCCGCCUCGCUGCCCCACCCGCUGCCCCCGCAGAGCUACAGCUGCGAGCGCGGCGGCGGCCACCGGAGGACGGCGCUGCUCAACUACGAGAACCUGCCGUCGCUGCCGCCCGUGUGGGAGUACCGGGCGCUGCAGCGGCACGAGGAGGAGGACGACGAGGAGCAGGACGAGGACGAGGAGGAAGAGGAGGAGGAGGAGGAGGAGGAGGAGUACGAGGAAGAGGAGGACGAGGAGGACUUUGACGAGUACGAGUUCUCCGAGGGGCCUGGCACGCCCAACGGCUACCACCAACAGGAGGCCGGGGUCCACCGCGACGCCCUGCAGAACUACGUGAACACCGACCAGAUGCAGAUCCCUGCGCCGCCGCGCCACGCCUGCCCCCCCCACCUGCCCCCCCACCCGCAGAGGCCCUGCCAGGCCGAGAGGGGCGGCCGGGUCUUUGGCUUCCCCCAUCUCCGGCGAAGGUCUGGAGGAGGAGGAGGAGGAGGAGGAGGGGGCAGCGCCAGGGGCGGGAGAGGCAGCUGUGAACACGGUCACAUGCCACCACCGCCAUCCCGACUCAACUACAUCCAGGUGGACUUGGAUGGCGAGUCCUCAUCGGUCUGUCAGGGGCACGGGGCCGGGGCAGCUGGCGUGGGCCCUGUGUCGCGCUCGCUGGCGCACAAGAGAGGCAUGGCAGCGUCGGCCUCGGGCCCACCCCCGCCGCGCCGCAGCGAGUUCUACGCCGUCAUCGACCUGAAGAAGACGGCGGCCAUGUCCAACCUGCAAAAAGCCCUGCCGCGGGAUGAUGGAACCUCGCGAAAGACUCGCCACAAUAGCACUGACCUGCCUCUGUAGGACUGGGAGGAGAGGGAGGGCGUGAGUAAGGCGGCUACUAAAGGUCAACUCAAAGCGCUCCAACACUAAUGUCUGUGCAUUGUCGCCAUGGAGCAGUUUAGUUUUUUUUCUCAUGUUCAAUACCUCUUCCACCACACCUUCAUGAUAAACAAGGAUACACAAAGGGCCCUUGUUGAACACUACUGGAUGAGAUAAUGUAGCACGACUGGGAAGGAUUUGUUCUUAGUUUUGUUUUUUAAAAUAGUUUAAAAGUCCUGUCUUAGGGAAUUAAUAUUCUACUGAAUGGUUAGUUCAAAGCUGAGAAUCUCCCAACUCCAUUUAUUUAAGACUUUGUUCAGCUUCUUGAGGACAGUGUUUACAAUUUUUCACUCAAAAAUAAGUACAGAAUCAAAAUAUAUCCUCUUCAGUACCAUAAUUAGCAGGAUGUAGCAGAAUCCUUAUUCUGUGUACCUCAGUCUGGACUGAAUUACAAUCAUCUCAGAGAGCAUGUACUGAAUUCAUUUUAGUGAACAGUUUUAGGUGCACUGAAUAUGAAUUCAGUGAACGAAGCAUUAACGCGAAGUGAACUCGUUAACAUGGUUCUCUGGGUAGGCCUCUGGAUUAGUGCCAUCUGCCUUCAAGACAGAAAUUAGAAAUUGCACAUUAUCUUCCACAAUUGUAAUGAAACCUCCUCACACACCACUAUAAGACUAAAUUUACUUUGGUGUGCUGGAUUAGUGGAUGGCCACAUUAGUUUUUGUUUCAUAAUAUGGGAGCAACAUGAGUAAUUGAUUUCUUGGACUUACUGAUUAUGUAAUGCAUAUUUAAUGUAGGUUGCAUCAGGUUGAGUAUGACAGUACUUUGUUCUGUCAAGGUACAUAAGUCUUAUGACUUUGGUGAUGUUCAAAAGAGUUUGGCCAUGGAGUAUUUUUACUUAUCCCGUGAAGAGCAAGGACUGUUUUUGUCUAGAGUCCUAAAAUGCAGGAUGUGCCAUACUGUGAUCAUGCCUUGCUAAAAGCUCAAACCUUCAGGCUUAAACCUUCAGAGAUAAUGCUGCUUAGAUUGUAAACAAGGAAACAAAGAUGGCUCAUGUAUAUACUGUAUAAGAAAGAGAACAUAUCCUCUGAGAAGUAUAGCAUAGUAAGACUUGAUAAGACACUGCCAGUGUUUGAUAUGUUUAUAAGAAGUGAUUGACAUCCCCUUAGAAAUGACCUCUUGAAAUAUCAUCUAUUACAGGGAUGGGAUGGGAGGGUAUUUAAAAUCAUUCCAUUAAGUUUUUUUUACUUGACAGGACAGAUGUAUUUAUUAUUUAUUUGUGUAACGACUUGUUUAUUUAUUUAUGACGUUAACUUUUGAACAGCAUCAAGCUCCAUUGUGAUUGUAAUCCAGACAAUCUGGAGACCAAAGUUUCACUUGUGUCAACAUCAUAGAUAGAUAGCCUACCAGCGGAGCUGAAUGUUUGCUCAGAAAAUAUACAGCAUGUAUGGAGGAGAUUUUUCUCUCACAUAUUGUCGAUGUAUAGUGCCAAAUUUGAAGUUGCUAAAAUAAACAUAAAGGAUAUAAUUUAUGUUACAUUAAGGGAAAAUUUAACCCGAGGGCUAAUAAUAACUUCCACAACAUAAAUGCAGCUCAGUCCAUUCUAACUGGGCACUUCCUUUAGCAGUCAACUUGGUCUGGUCAUAGGCAUUGACCAACUUCUGGUCAUAGGCAUUGACCAACUUCUGGUCAUAGGAUCAUGUUGCUCGGCUUUCCUUUCACAACAUGCUCGUGGCUAUAUAACAGGCUAUACCUGUUACAGGAGCACUCGAUAGAAGAGAUAGAAUAUGAAAGUCUAGAGCAUAAGGUAUGAUGUCCUUGUCAUCAUGUCCAAACCUUUUAUCACAUCAAAGAACUGGUUUGCCUCAUUGUCACACAAUAGUGAUGCAUAGCUUGCACUUCAACUUAUUUUAAGUUUUUUUUUUUUGUUUCAAAUUGACGGCUAAAGCCAGAUUCACUAAAGGGCUUUAGUGUGCGCAGAAUGUCAUAAAUGUGUCUAACCUACCUACACCUGAGUAGAGUUUCAUGUGAUUCUGGCCUCCGAUUCGAAUAACAUUUUGCAUAUUAAGCCAUGCUUUACAUGACAAUAAGGCCACGUUAAUAAUGCAGAGGAUGCGCACUGCUAACCUGUUGACUUAGAAAUAUAUAAGCUUGAAGAGAAGAAAAAUAUUUUGCCACUUUUCUGAGGGGGUAUAUUCAUUUCUAAACAUAUAUUUUUUAUGGUAUAGUAUGUUUUAAAGAGUGUUUACAUUUUGCAAUAAUGGCCAAUGAGAGUUAAUCAGACUGGAGCCAGGUUGCCGUAGCAAUGUAAAAUUGGUUGUGCAGCGUUGAAAUUCGUCUGAAUCACACAUGUCUGAAUCAUCACUGUCUUCACUCAGGCUUUUUGUGUUGAUAGAUAUAUUUUGUUGUGCUUCAGUUAAGCAUGAUUUGGAAAGAAUAGACCACAUGAUCUGAAUCCAUUUCUGAAGAAUACUAUAUUUACACUUUUACAGUAAGUGACUCAACUGUGCCAUAUUAGUGAUUAUUGCCAAAUACUGUUUUGGGCACUUAUGGCAUUACUGAAUGUCGAAAUCUGUAUGAAUCCAUAAGAACCAGAGUAGGCUACAUUUUCUUAAUGUGUGUGUUUACACUAGUAUUGUAGGUUUCACUUGAAUACUGAAUGUUUUUGAAGGUUUACAUCAGAGAGAAAAAAAAACAUUUUAGAUGAUCAUCAACUGCUUUUACUUAACAUUUUAUAAUUUGCCAUUUGUGAUGUCCUGACAUUUUUUCUUUUGAUAUGCAUAGAUUGUAGGUUUCUUGGUGGGAACCAUUGUUUUUAUGCUGGGGAUGCUUCCUCAGAACAUUACCAGAAGCUGCCAGUGCCUACCAUUGUGUCUAUGUCCUAGCAGCAUCAUCAAUUGUUGCAUACCUAUAAUUAGCAUCCCAUUAGAAGACUAGUUUGUACUUCAGACUCUUCAAAGCAAUCAAUAGGUCAGCUUCUUUAUAUAAAAUAGCGUGAAUUUCUCUUGUCCACAGAGAAGUUGAUUUUAACCCAACAUAAAUCAGUUUUAUUGAAGAAAAAAAAAGAAUCCAUCAGCAAAUUGUUCAAUCAAGAGCUGUAUUAUCUUGAUUGUUACUUGCGGUUGAGUGAGUGCUGGUCAAAACAACUCUUUGGCAAACCUGGUUGAUUGUAAUGUACACUGAUGAUUCUGUGUGCCAAAUUUGGAUGAGAGCAAAGCCCAUAGAAGAAGACAGACUUCACUCGGGACUAGUGGCUCGCUCUCAUUGCUGUAUUUUCCCCCUCAGAGUAUGAAUGUAAUAAACAGUAAGACCACCAUGUGCAAGUGGACACUUGCAUAUGUUUCUAUCCUUGCCAUGAAAAUAACAAAAGACAAAAGAUAAAAAGUGGAAGUGUUAUCAUUGAUGUUUUGUCUAAACGUUUCAAAAAGCAGAGAAAUUGCAGUUUGUUUUCUUUGUAUACAGUAUUUACAUUUCCUCUAUGUAUGUAUUUCUGUGUAUGUACAUACAUAUAUAUAUAUCUAUAUAUAUCGACAUAUAUAUGUGGGUAUGCGGUGACAGUCUGCUUCUUGUAUGUUUCAUUUGGGAAUGGUGAAAGGGAAACAGUUCACAUUUGCCACUGAGGUUAAACAUGGGCACAGGGGGAGACAGAGAGUAGAGUGAGUGAGUGACAGAAUGAGGGAGGAUGACAGUCAAUUAACUUAUUAAUUAUUAUUCUAUUGGUUGAAGCAUUGCCAUGUCACUUUGCAGAAAGCUCCUUUAGUAAUAUUGCCAUUUUAUCAACCUCCCCCUUUACUCCCCUUCUCCAAACAAAUCAGGCAUGCCCUCUGGUGAAUGCUAUUUUCAGUUCUUUACACCUUUUGAAUCGUAAAGGCUUGUACAAUUAAAAUGAAUGUGAUUCAAUGUAAUAUGUCAACAUUAAAAUAAUCAAACUGUAAAGAGAUAUUUUGAUUACUAUUUCAAUCCAAAGUGGAUUUUUACACACUGUUUUUCCUUUGGAGGAAAAAAAAAAUGCAAAUGCUGCCUGGUUAAGACAUACUUUCAACUCACCUAGGAUGAACAAUUUUACCAACAACGUUGUUGCAUUAGCAAAAGAAAAUAGGUUCUUAAUUUAGAUUUUGCUUAAAGUUAAAUGCUAUUUUUUUAGAUUUGCUGUAACAGUAGCUGCUGGAUAGCAAUUUAAGCAUGAAUUCAACUGUGUAGGAGUUUGGCUUUUGUGGACAGCAGAAUGAGAAUGGUCUUAAAAAUGCUGUUUUUGCAGGAAGCUGUAAAUAUCCCUCACAUGGUCGUCUUGUCAAGUGUUUGUCUUUCCAUCUUCGUAUCCUUUUUAUUUUUGUUUAACUGAUUUUUUGAUAAUGUGUCAUUGUGAUCAACAAAAAUAUUAAAAUGAAAAUAAACUUU